Electrophorus electricus (electric eel) is the source of this 1382-nucleotide messenger RNA. RefSeq names its product transmembrane protein 272. The record is from RefSeq and is a predicted model, not a curated record. Lineage: Eukaryota; Metazoa; Chordata; Actinopteri; Gymnotiformes; Gymnotidae.
CCUCUUCCGGUGUGAGACUACUCCUUUCGUGAAGUAAUCGUCAAUAUAAAAUCCAGUCCCCGAGAGGUGGUUAGGUAUUUAGGUCCCCUUCCACUGAGGGAGAUACGUUCGGAGCUUUGGAUGAGUUAGAGGAAGAGAAGAUGGAGGAUAGGACUUUACUACAGAACAUCCGGAGCACUAAAUUAAACGUGCCUGCGAUAAUAAUCUCCAAGAUCUUUGCGAUUGCUUUACCCAUCACCCAGGUAGUCAUCGGUGUGCAGUACCUGAAAGAGUGCCCUGCGCAGCCUUACAUACCCAUCUACCUGCUGGUAUCAGGUGUGUUCAGUUUGACCAUGGUCAUGCUGGCCUGCAUGCCCUGCACAGAGUAUCCUGAGGAUGGCAGUCGGAGUGUCAUUAACAGCUUCUGUACUACCUGGAACUCUCUUGUUUCCCUCUUCCUAUUCUGCUGGUUCAUCACUGGUAAUGUGUGGAUCUACUCUAUAUAUGCACCCAACUACUAUAAUCCCGAGGAUCUGCAUUACUGUGCUAAAACACUCUAUCUUUUUGCAUUCUGGACCACCAACCUGGUAUAUAUUUUACUGGGUAUGCUCCUGGUGGGGGGGUGCUGUGCGCUGCUCUGCCUAUGCAUGUGUAACAAGGUCACCAGUACCAUUGUUGAUGAGGUUUGAUUGGCAGGCCAUUAGUCCAGUCCUGGUCCUGGUUCCUGUUGAAUUCAUUCCUCACUAAUGGAAGGCUGAUGUUCUACUGUUAUACUGUUUUUUUGUGAUUUUUUUUUUUUCAUUUUAAUGUUGGCAGUGAACACUUACCUAAGGCCAGAGUGAAGGGAUCUUGCAUACGUUUGUGCUUUUUCUAACACAAUAUUAUCACGCCUUUUGAAAGCACUAGUCCGAACUUUAUUUGGAGUGCAUGCAGCAGGGGUGGUGCUGAGUCCUUUUGCCUCCAUGCUGAUUACCAAUGUGGGCUUUAGUCCUGCACAGACUAAAUCAUCACAGACAUUAUUGUUAUAUCUUGUCCUGAGCUGGUGGGUUUAUGGCUGUGGGACUGAGUGAGGUCUCUUCUCAGAUCAUCUUGUCAUCUGCUGUAAUCUGUGCAUAAAUUUUAAACCUUCAGUCACCAACAGCCAGGAAUAUAAGUAUGUAUGUUGUAUAUAAAUUGGUAGGAAGGUGUGUUGUGUGAACACCUGUAUGUCCUGUCUUAUUGUUUGUGAUGGGAGAGGGAUGUGUGGUGUGUGUGUGUGUGUGUGUGCGCCCUUUAUUAUAUUUAUGCAGUGAUGCGUGCUGCAGAUUGCAUAAUAUAUAAAGCUGCCCUGAAAUACUGUCAGAAAGAAAUGUAAAAGUGCUUUACACAUAUAAUGUUAUCAAUAAUAAAAAAAGAUCUUUAAA